Messenger RNA from Nakaseomyces glabratus, 1392 nucleotides. It is a transcript of the gene NRG1, whose product is annotated as transcriptional regulator NRG1. The record is from RefSeq and is a predicted model, not a curated record. NCBI's taxonomy places the organism in Eukaryota, Fungi, Ascomycota, Saccharomycetes, Saccharomycetales, Saccharomycetaceae. Gene Ontology annotation, biological process: regulation of transcription by RNA polymerase II. Gene Ontology annotation, molecular function: DNA-binding transcription factor activity, RNA polymerase II-specific; RNA polymerase II cis-regulatory region sequence-specific DNA binding. Gene Ontology annotation, cellular component: chromatin; PcG protein complex; transcription regulator complex.
AUGCUGCAUGCAAGAAUUGAGAAUCCUGAUGUCAUGGCAUCACCUAUCUAUUAUCAAAAGCCUCUAUCACCUGCUCUAACAAUAGACUCGAUUAGAAUAACACAGUCAAGCCCGCUUUCAACAGCUGCCCUGGGUAGACACGCUUCAUUUUCGUCAGCUUCCUCUUCAAUUGGCACCCCUUAUUAUGGUACAAAUCAUGUUUCACCUACGUCGAAUAGUAGACUAGAUUAUUUUUUUGAGACAAGACAUCAAGCUAGUGCAUACUUUCAAUUGUCCCCAAUACAGAGACAACAUUGUACAUUGAUUCCGUCACUGGAAAGGAAGAGUAGUGUUGAAGACUCUUUAAUCCAUAAACUAAACAGGAACACCUUAGAAUAUUUCUCCAAGCCAGUCUCUCAUGGAUCGCCAUCAAACUUGUCGCCCACGGAGAUCCCAAUGCAUCAUGACGUACAAUCUAAUUAUACGACUUUGCCGGUCAUUCAUACAACUAAAUGCACAUCAAAUUGUUGUAGUAACGGUGUUAGUGAAGGCAAUUUAGCUGCUCCUAGCUAUUUCAUUCAGCAGCCUGUCUCUAUUGUUUGUAAUGACUAUGGGAAGACAAAUAUUCCAAAUAUCAUACAUCGGCCAGGUUCUAAUUCCUCGGACAAUUCAAUAUCUGAUAUAAGAACUUCUCAAAGACCAAGUGCAAGGCCUUCUAUUUCAUCUAUUUCAUCUGAUGUAUCAUCUAACUUCAAGAUCAAUGAACGAUUAACUAGUGCACAGUCGGCAACACCUGUUCCCGUUAAAGAAAACAUUAGUCAAGCGCAAUUGGAAGAAGAUAGUUUGAAUUCUGAUGAAAUUUUAAGUCUCACCAAAAUUGCAAAAGAAGCAACCGCUAUGGUCACUCUCGCUUCCUCGGUACCAUUGGAAAGUGAUACCCAGCAUCUAAAUGUCGGUAGAUCCGAGAAAGAGGGGAUUCCCAAUUAUGUUCGAUCACGGUCAUUGUCUGUUCUGUCAAGUGCUGGUGUAUCUUUGCCAUCCUCUCAGCCACAGAAGCCAAAGACAAAACGUUCAAAAUCGCUAACAGUGCCUUCCAAAACCAAGAUUUCAGCUAGUCCUCAAAAACACAAGAAGCAUGGCCAGUCAAGGAAGAGUAAAUUACAGCAAAAGAAGCAUUCCAUAUCUUCCUUGUGCAAUUCAGAUGAUAUUGAGUUGCGCCGCAAGUACCUUUGCAAAGUUUGUGGAAAGGGAUUUACGACAUCAGGUCAUUUGGCAAGGCACAAUAGAAUUCAUACUGGCGAAAAACGCCAUGUGUGUCCAUAUGAGGGCUGUGGUCAAAGAUUUAACCGUCAUGAUAAUUGCUUGCAACACUAUAAGACACAUUUGAAGAGAUUGAAAGAAUACAUGGUGUGA